AGCCAGGAAGAUCCCCAUCAUCAUCCGCAGGUACCUGCCUGAUGCGAGUUAUGAGGACUGGGGCAGUGACGAGCUCAUCAUCACAGAUUAAACUCAUAGCUGAAUACAGAAAUGUGCUGAUUGACAGCCGUCACCGCUUUAGGUCAGUCAGGGUCAUGAGGCUGAGGCAGGAAUCACACCGCCAGUCCAUCUGAGCAAUCAUAUGGGUUUCCAGCUGUUAACUUCAACUUGAAAACCCAUAUUGAUCUUGUGAUUACACCGCAGCUGUCCGGGGAAACAUGAGCCCAUCAAAUGUUCUGAACGGACACUAGAAAAUUCAUAACAAAUCUGUGUGCCCUCCAGGUUUUUGAUCAUGUGAUCCAUUUUUUGUCACUCCACAAAAUUUAAAUUCAAAGUUUGUCGAGGGUUCUUGUUUUAUUUCUUUAACAGCUGCAUUAUAACGAUGAGCCACUCGGGGGAGAUGUAACGUAAGGCAUUCAUUUACUUUGUGUUACAAAAUCAACCUGUGUUGUAAUUAUUCAAUCUGUUGUUUUGAAGGAGAGGGGAUUAGUGUUAAAGAACGGUUUUAUUCUUGUUAAUAAAACUCUUUGUAUAAAUGAC
This is a messenger RNA of Gymnodraco acuticeps, 600 nucleotides long. RefSeq names its product polymerase (RNA) II (DNA directed) polypeptide F (gene polr2f). Lineage: Eukaryota; Metazoa; Chordata; Actinopteri; Perciformes; Bathydraconidae. Gene Ontology annotation, cellular component: RNA polymerase I complex; RNA polymerase III complex; RNA polymerase II, core complex. The record is from RefSeq and is a predicted model, not a curated record. Gene Ontology annotation, molecular function: DNA binding; DNA-directed RNA polymerase activity. Gene Ontology annotation, biological process: DNA-templated transcription.